Molecule: messenger RNA, 2127 nt
Organism: Ceratina calcarata
Lineage: Eukaryota; Metazoa; Arthropoda; Insecta; Hymenoptera; Apidae
Product: putative transferase CAF17 homolog, mitochondrial
Exons: 2
Coding region: 925-2019 (364 amino acids)
Biological process (GO): iron-sulfur cluster assembly
Cellular component (GO): mitochondrial matrix
Molecular function (GO): protein binding
Source: RefSeq, a predicted model, not a curated record
UUGUAAAUCUUGUCGGGUGAAAGACGCACUGUUCCGUCGCGAUUCGCGCUUCGAAUUCCGACUCGUGGACGUGCCUCGGUCCCAGCUGGUUGCUCGACUGUCGCCCGUGCGUGCACUGCCAGCGGUCUGUCCACUCUCUUACCAAGAAUAGAACUAUUUACAAGCGACGCGCGCUCGGAAUGCGCGCGCAGUUCUUCUACCCUCGUCCGCCAUUUCAUACGAGGCAUGCGCCGUGACCUCCGCGCGCGGUAACUCGUCCGGCAAGUCGUUCCUUUCCCUCCCGCGGUUCCAAGUGUCUUUUGUUCGUUUUUCCUUUCGCGUCCCGUAGUUCUAGCACAGUGCUCGUCCUCAAGAGUAUCCCAGUGUCCUGGAGUUUCGGUUUGAUCACUCGUUCCUCUUCCACCUUCAUCGUCAAGAAUCACCGUCAUUGCCGUCAUACUCCUGAUGAUAUUCCCGGUAACAUACAUCCAUUUUACGAUUCAUAUCCAAAAGACUUUUGGUAAAUCAAUGUAUCCACUUGAUCCUUGUAACGAUAUAUUAUAAAUCGUUGCUUAUUCUUCGAUAUCUAUUUAAUUGUAAAACUGGUUAAGUAAUACGAACGACCUUGAAACUUGUGAGAUCGAUUGACGAAAAUCGAAUUUGAAAAUCGAUUCGAUAUUAAACCGCGAAAUUCGAAGGAUUUCGUUCUCGUGGCGCUAGUCGACGUCGAUGUCGAUGGACCAUGCAUUCACUGCAGAGUUCUUCUUUUCCAAUUCUCUCUGUUUUAUCAUACUCUGUUUCUAUUUUCCUCUCGCAAGCCGACGAGGAAUAAAGUAAAAAGAACAUUAUAUUGAAUCCAAAAAGAAAUUAUAUCGAAAUACUGACACAGGAAAUUCCAUCAAAGGAAAACACGAGCAAACAAGACGACGUCGAACUCGUACAAUAAUGAUCGCGUAUCUUAAAAGAUUUAUUUUGCCGAACUGCAAAUUGGAUAAAUUCGGAAGGGUACAAAAACAAUUUUGUAGAAACGAUUCCUCAGAAUCGUCGACAAAAAUCUUAGAACAUUUAAAAGAUAAAAGCUUGCUCCGGCUUCGAGGGAACGAGGCUUCGACCUUUUUACAAGGAUUAAUAACGAACGAUAUGCGGCACUUCGAAGACGGGGCUGCAAACGUUUAUGCAUUAUUUCUAAAUACUAAGGGCAGAGUGAUGUACGAUGUAAUUGUUUAUAGAAGUCAGGAAGAGAAUGUGUACUAUAUUGAAUGUGAUUCACAAGCUGUAGAUCCGUUGCAAAAGCAUUUAAAGAUGUAUCGCGUUAGGAGAAAGAUAGACAUAGAUCAUUUAGGUGACGAUAUAAAUGUUUGGGCAUUCUUCGAUCCGACCCAGUGUAUGAAUAACAAACCGAGCGAGAGUAGGCAAAAGCUCGAAGGCUUGAUAUUUCCGUGUGGAACUCUCGAUAAUAAAGUUAGUAAAAUAGUUGAGAAUAUUAUGAUAUAUCAAGAUCCUAGAGCUUCCGAUUUAGGCAUCAGAAUUUUAGCAGAUUCGAACAUCGAUAGAAAUCAAAUAGUCAAGCAAUUGAACACUGAUAUAGUAGAAUCUGUUGAUAACUUGAGUUACAGGGCAUUUCGCUAUAAACUUGGUAUAGCCGAAGGUAUAAAUGAUUUGCCACCAGGGAAACCUUUACCUUUAGAAGUAAACUGUGAUUAUUUACAUGGUGUUAGUUUCCAUAAGGGUUGCUACAUCGGUCAAGAACUAACAGCGCGUACUUACCACACUGGUGUAGUAAGAAAGCGUUUAAUGCCUUUGCUAUUUGAACAAGUUCCUAAUAAAUCGUUUUCUUACGACGAUAAAAUUCUUAACGAGGCCGGAAACGUAGUGGGAAAGUUUCGGGGAAUCGAAAAUAAACAUGGAUUAGGAUUAAUGCGAAUCACGGAAUCUUUGAACGCACAAUCUCUUAGUAUAUCGGGGAACGAGUUAAAGAUAUCGAAACCUGCUUGGUGGCCACAUGAAGCGCAAACGCAAGGCAUUUCCGUUAAGAAAUAGCGAAUACAUAUUUCGAAUGAUUUUCUACUUGUACAUACGAAGCUGUACUGUAAAGAAUGUAAAAUAAAUGGGUGACGCUGCAAAAACUACAAGUACCUUCCAUCCGUG